Messenger RNA from Penicillium nucicola, 2031 nucleotides. RefSeq names its product SAE2 C-terminal domain-containing protein. Lineage: Eukaryota; Fungi; Ascomycota; Eurotiomycetes; Eurotiales; Aspergillaceae. Bases 1 to 2031 code for a protein of 676 amino acids. Gene Ontology annotation, cellular component: site of double-strand break. Gene Ontology annotation, biological process: DNA double-strand break processing involved in repair via single-strand annealing; double-strand break repair via homologous recombination. The record is from RefSeq and is a predicted model, not a curated record. The transcript has a single exon. Gene Ontology annotation, molecular function: damaged DNA binding; double-stranded DNA binding; flap-structured DNA binding.
AUGGAGAUUAUUCAGGAUCUUCAUACCGCUGUGGCAAAUGCCUGCGAAGCUUCUUUUGACGAGGCUUAUCGACGUAUGAAAUCGCAGGUUGACGCCCACACUAAAGCGGCACAAAUCAAAGAAUCACAGGCCAAUCAAGCCCAGCGACAAGCAAAGGCCAAAAUCCAAGAACUUUGGCAAAAGAUCAAUGCUCUUCAGGUCGAGCUGCGGGAGCAUGAACUUGAUCCGCGUGAUCUAGAGCUUCCCGGAGAAUACGCCAAUCUAGAAACCGAGUUCGACCCCAAGAAUAUCUGGGGAAAUAGCAUGGAAGAUGAUGAUACUUCCGACGUUCAGACCUCGCGAAAAAGGAUUGAGGCCAAAUAUACGGCACUGUAUACGUGUCUACAGACAUUCAUUCAGACCUGGAGCGACCUCAAGUCCAGAAUUCUGCAGCACAAGAAGAAAUUGCGGCGGUGGGAUAGACAACUAGAACAGGAAGAAUUCACAAUCGUUCUCAAUGCCGAACCAGUCACAUUUCGCAGAGUCCAAAGUACCGCCAUGGACAAAUUUGACAAAGUCCAGUCCCCAGCAAUCCAAAGCCUGGCAACAAAACGUCCACGAGAAGGGGGUCUUGACUUUCCAUCAAAAACUCCCAAGUCAUUGUCAACCCGCAAACCUGCAAGCAGCUCUGAGGAAGCUGUCAAGUCAGAUCAUAACAAAAAGGCAGGCUUCAAUCAGCCAUCACAACCAGCUUCCACUCAAUCUAGCUCCCCUGCACCAGAUGUGGAUCGCUCAGACCGGUCUUCGAAUGGAGCAUGGGAUUUACCCGGUGUGCAUAGCCAGCUGAAAGGGCAGGGGCUUCCACCGGCGCCGCCUGGCGAGCAUUCGUUGCCCAAUCCCCAGAGGGCGGAGGCUCACCCUGUGCAUCCUAUAUCUAUUAAGAAAGAGAUUAUGUCUUCCAGUCCAGUCCGACCCUCCACCUAUAACCAUGAGCUACCACCUGCAGGCACACAAGAUCUCGACGAAAUAGGUGACACAAUACGAACACCUAUGAAGCGAAAAGCCUACAGGGAUGCAUAUGCUGGAAACACUUGGGACUCAAAUAGCAGCAGUAAGCAUGCACGUCACUCGAAACAAAUUCCGCAAGACCGGGAAACAUCACAACACUCAGUCCUUCAGCCUGUCGAUGGAAACGCGCGUACCGAGUUAGAUCCCAAGGAACGCCACUAUUCAAAGCAUGGCAAAGAUCUGGAGAAACGCGCAAUACCAUCUUUGGCAGAAGACGGAGAAGAUGUUGCCUCUCACACAACCCCAAGGCCAUCAAAGAAGAACGCCGGUGACAGGCCUGGUCAGAGACGCCUAGAAAAUCUGUUGGAACAAUCGGCACCCUUCAGAUCACCACUCAGCGCGUCGAAAAAGGCUGCAUGUAUGACUACAACGACAGAAGAUACUGCACCACAAGACGAUCCGAAGGCAACAAUUAGAAGUCAAACUGUCCCCGCCAUAGAUCCCGACGAUGAGCCUUACAGGUCAAGGCCUCUUCAAUGCCUGGGGCUCGAGCAUUUCAAAAUCAACCCUGCAAGAAACCAAGGACUUGAUUUUGCCUAUAAUGCGGUGGUUCGCAAGAAAGAUGACCGUAAAUGCAUAUCGGGCUGCACUCGCCCGGGAUGCUGUGGAGAUCGGUUCAGGGCCAUGGCUCGUCUUGGAGGUCUUCCUGCCAGAUCUGUAGCUGAACAGGAAGAAGAAGACCAGAAUAUAUUACAGGAGUAUUUGGGAGAAGAUUCGCAAUUACUCAAAACCCUGAAGGGGCAAGAUCGUGAGAAUGUUUUGGUGGAAGCGCGAGCCCGGGCCUUGGCCAACCAGUAUGGACGACAUCGACAUGCUCACCAGAGAGCGCAAUCUCCACCCGGAUUCUGGCGAACAGAAAUGCCAGAUACACAAGAUGAGGAGUCUGAUCGUGAAGCUGCUAAAAGACUGGAGCGAGAAAAGGUGGAAGAGCGAUACCGAGAGGCCAUGCGCCCUGGUGGGCUAUGGACAUGGGCUGAUGAAUAA